UGCUGAUUGGCUGUCGCUGUAUGCAGUCAGAAAGCAUGUCCGACAGACUUAGCUUGUUUUGUAGCCUCUGAGCUAGAAACGUGUGUUAUCUGCGGACGUACAUAGUUCUUUAAUGCUAACGUAACACUUGAUAUCGCACUUAACGUACGUAGAGGCGUUUCCGGUUAUUCAUGUUACCUGUUAUUUGUAUUAAUGCGCAUUCGUUUGACCAUUUUGGCCAUGCUAAUGUUAGCCGACUAGCUAGCUAGUGUGACAGCCACCUAACUUUGUGACAAAGUGGUCUUCCAGAGUUGUGAUGUCGCAUGAAACGCUGACCUUGUAGGCGAAACACUGCAGAACGCGAGGUCCAUUCACACGGGUUUCUGUCAGGUGCUAUGGCGUCGACCAGGCUCCUGUGUUCGUUCACAGCUAAAGUUGCAGGCUUGACCCAAACAUUAGCCCGGACAGGGUGGUGUCGUGUGGGCUGCAGGAGACAUGUCUGCAGUUCACCUUCAAGACAGCAGAGCUGCAUGUCGGCCUGGGUCGUUGACCAGUAUGGAAGCAAUGGAGUUCUGAGGUACACAGAAGAAGCCACUUUGCCUACUGUUAACUCUCCCAGUGAGGUGAUGAUUGAAGUCCACGCAGCCAGUGUGAACCCUCUUGAUAUAGCCAUGAGGGCUGGUUAUGGAGCAAAAUUGCUCAAAUUAAGAAGGGACCCAGCGUCUGUGAUGAACAGUGACAGUGAGUUUCCUUUGAUUCUGGGCCGUGACAUGUCAGGUGUAGUGGUGGACUGUGGAUCUGAGGUCACCCAGUUUGUUCCUGGGGAUGAGGUGUGGGCUGCUGUUCCACCAUGGAAACAAGGAAGUCUGGCACAGUAUGUGACUCUAACGGAGUAUGAGGUUUCCCAUAAGCCAGAAUCCGUGAGUCACACAGAGGCAGCAUCAAUCCCCUAUGUAGCCAGCACUGCUCUGUCUGCACUUGUCUGUGCAGGUGGUCUUUGCAGAGAGAACUCUUCAAAUAAAAGAGUUUUGAUCAUUGGAGGAUCGGGAGGUGUCGGGACAUUUUCUAUUCAGUUAUUGAAGGCCUGGGGGGCCCAUGUGACUGUUACCUGCUCCCACAAUGCAGAGGGCCUUGUGAGGGGUCUGGGGGCUGAUGAGGUGGUGGACUAUACAGGAGGAGACUUUGCUGAACAACUAGAAACGAUGGAGAAGUUUGACGUGAUUUUGGACAACAUUGGUGGAGAUACGGAGGAGUGGGCGAUGGGCCUCCUGAAGCCGUGGUCAGGGGCGAAGUACACAACGCUGGUCACACCUUUACUCCUCAACACUGAUUCCAUGGGCCUGCUGGACGGGGCAAUCAACGCCGGAGUCACCCUGUGCACCAAGGCCUUACAGGAGGUCAUUUCAAAUGGAGUCUUCUACCGAUGGGGGUUUUACUUUCCAGACGGCCCCGCCCUCGAUCAGGUCGCAAAGCUGGUGGAUGCAGGAAAGAUCCUGCCAGUGGUGGAGGCCCAGUUUCCUUUCGCUCAGGUGCCCCAAGCUUUUCAGAAGUUGGAGCACGGCCACGCCAGAGGGAAGACGGUCGUCCAGGUGGUUGAAAAGGAGGACAGACUGGAAGAAGAGUCGGUGCAGGGCAUCUGCACAGAGGCUGUGGAGUCGGAGCAGGGAUUUCAAGGAACAUCUAAGCAACACUAAAGAGAAUAAAUCCCUCUGUGAGCCCUUCUCUCCACCUCGAGACGACGGUAUCAUGGCCGCAUCUGGCAAAUCAGAGGUGAUGCCGUUGUGAGGCAAACGACAAAGUGUGAAAUGAACAUGCACAGACGGCGUGUCAGAGGCUGUUGUUUUUGUUACAGCCUCACACCCUCUUGUUUUGUUUUGUGUUGAUGUUUUCAUAAGGAGGCAAGAGUUAUGCUGUGUUCAUGUGACGGUGGAGCUGUCAUAAUUAGGUCAAUAUGUUGCUUUUAAUUACAGCUAGAUCUCUCUCGCUCUGUCUUUCUGGGUGCUGUAUUCUAAUUUCCAACAGUUACAUGUUUCAACAAAGAUGAUAUACAAAGAUAAAUAAUGUUUGUCAAUAUUGUUUAUGUCCAGUGCAGUGCUGGGUCGAGCAGACAAAUAAAAAUUAGCAUUAUUUUUA
Molecule: messenger RNA, 2112 nt
Organism: Solea senegalensis (Senegalese sole)
Lineage: Eukaryota; Metazoa; Chordata; Actinopteri; Pleuronectiformes; Soleidae
Product: reticulon-4-interacting protein 1 homolog, mitochondrial-like
Exons: 9
Coding region: 375-1673 (432 amino acids)
Cellular component (GO): mitochondrion
Molecular function (GO): zinc ion binding; oxidoreductase activity
Source: RefSeq, a predicted model, not a curated record